AUGAAAGUGCCCGUCAGAAGUAUACUCGCUCUCCGGAAGGCGUCGACGGCUGUGGCUGCUGUUGAAAAAAUUACGCCAGUCACUCUCUCAUCCGAAUUCUUCGAUCACAUUCGCCAUGAAGUGUACGGAGAUUCGAAAAAAGUGGAUAAAGUCGUCGUAACAGUGAAAACAGAAGAAUCCAGUAAGCCAGUUUUGGUUAACCGAAACGUGUCGACUGCAUUCCACUGUCUUAAUCACAUAAACAAGCAAUUCGCUGAUGAUGCAGUUCUCGUCGAAGUGAUUCCAUCAGUUGGAGGUUCAUACUUCAGUAGUGUCAAUCAACCACUUCAAGAUCAAGCUGAAAUUCGCAAAAUUGGAUUCGAUACGCUGGAGAACUUAAAUUUAGUCAAUGAAGCUUAUUGGAGAUCAUGCUCACUGGUCACUGCUGCAUUUUUAAGAGAAGCUUUAGAUGUUGACGUGGAUUUUAAGUUUCCAGGUGGAAAUAUUAAAGACGGAUUCUUCUCAGUUGUUGUAAAAGGAUUGGAUGGAAAUAUUUUCACACCGGAUGAGCUGGGAACAAUCAAUCGGUUUGGAAAAUCCUAUAUCCGAGAAGAAAAACAAUUGGAAGUAAUUUCAAUUCCAAGCACAAUAGCAGAAGAGUCUGGAAUCAACGGAGAUAAUUUGAUUCGAAUCGGUCGUCAAGUAUUCUCAACAAAUGGUCCAGUCAUCAGAUCUACUCGUCAAAUUGGUCGUUUUUUGAUUCUUCGAUCUAAAAUUGCUGCAAAAUCUGAGAAAGAUGUUAUCGUCGGAGGAGUGUCGAUUCCAACAAAACAACCAACUUCUUCUUAUUCCUGGAGUCUUAUUGCGAAGAAUGCUAAUCAGAAAUUCAAUAGAAAUUUAUGA
This is a messenger RNA of Caenorhabditis remanei, 882 nucleotides long. RefSeq lists its product as uncharacterized. The coding region runs from base 1 to 882 and encodes 293 amino acids. NCBI's taxonomy places the organism in Eukaryota, Metazoa, Nematoda, Chromadorea, Rhabditida, Rhabditidae. The transcript has 4 exons. The record is from RefSeq and is a predicted model, not a curated record. Gene Ontology annotation, molecular function: nucleotide binding.